Molecule: messenger RNA, 1743 nt
Organism: Letharia columbiana
Lineage: Eukaryota; Fungi; Ascomycota; Lecanoromycetes; Lecanorales; Parmeliaceae
Exons: 1
Coding region: 1-1743 (580 amino acids)
Source: RefSeq, a predicted model, not a curated record
AUGCGCCUCCUAGACACCUCCACCAUCAAGCUCUCCGAGUUCUACGGAGACGACAUCCCAGAGUAUGCCAUCCUCUCUCACACCUGGGGCAAGGCAGAAGUGUCGUUCCAUGACCUGCAGAACGUGGAAGCAGGGCAACUGGAUGGAUUGGAAGGAUACGUGAAAAUAAGAGCUUGCUGUGAAUUAGCAGCUCAUUACGGAUAUCAAUAUGUCUGGAUAGACACAUGCUGCAUCGACAAGACCAGCAGUGCAGAUUUGUCGGAAGCGAUCAACUCCAUGUUCCGAUGGUACCAGAAUGCCCGGAUUUGCUAUGCCUACCUAGCCGAUUUCUGUAUGCGUGACGAACUCUUAAUGGGAAGUCCUAUAGAUGAGCAGACAUUUCGUAAGAGCAGAUGGUUCACCAGAGGAUGGACGUUGCAAGAGCUCUUGGCGCCUGGGAACGUGGAGUUCUACGACAAGAACUGGCAUUAUUAUGGAUCAAAGUCGAGUCUCAAAGACCAGAUAUCGCUCAUCACUGGUGUUCAACAGGGUCAUAUGUUUGACAUCAGCGGUGCAAGCGCGGCGCAGAAGAUGUCCUGGGCUUCUGGAAGGAAGACAACUAGACUGGAAGACAUAGCUUACAGUUUAAUGGGUAUCUUCGACGUAAGCAUGCCAUUGCUCUAUGGUGAAGGAAGAAAGGCUUUCAUAAGGCUUCAGCACGAAAUCGUGAAGAUAUCGGAUGACGAAUCCAUAUUCGCCUGGAUGGACGGCGAACUUCUCGAGAGCGGUGUAUUCGCACAAACACCACAUGCCUUUGCUGAAUCCGGGGAUGUGGUUCAAAUCAUCGAUGGUCACCGGUUGUACGUACGUAGAGCCCCGUACGCGGUGACCAAUAGAGGUCUAGCCAUCGAGAUCUUUGCCAGCGAGAAGCAUGAAGCAGCAAUUAUCUCAGAUCAGGGCUUCUCAUUCCUACCGCUCAAUUGCGGACGGCAGCCAGAGUCAGGUGCCGGUUCGGUCCAAUGGCUCGUUGACAUUGAGCUGAAGAGAAUAUCUCGAGAUGACUUUGUCAGGUGGUCACCUGGGAAAUUGAACCCAGCAGUGUGGCCGAUCAAUGUGAAUUGCACUCGGUUGGUGUACGUCCGGCCUGCACAUGUCCUCUACGAGCCUCAUGAGCAACGACGGUCAUUGUUCAUCAACGCAUCGUCCCUGUGGAAGCGUGGACUUACGAUCUCGCCAGCCUAUGGUUGUCGGCCAAAGCUGUACCUUGGGGAUGGGGCACAGGACGAGAGCGUCUGGAGAAUUAAGCUGGGGACGGGCCAGAGCUCUGUAGCACUACUUUUCAAGAGUACUCGAGGUGACAGUCAGCAACUAUUCGGAGUGAUCCUGCGUGCACUCAACGGUGUCCCGUGCAUAGAUCUCAUCAUUCCCUCAGCCGAUCCGACCUUCCAAAAAUCAAUGGACGAGUACGGUCAAAUGUCCAAGUACAAGUACGUGGACGGUUCGAUAAUCCAUGCCCCUCGCGGAACAGAAAACCGAGUCUCCAAGAUACUACAAGACAAUUGUUGGGUGUCUGCGAUCUUGACAUGGAGAACAGUUGCGCCUGGCGAAAGGCGUUUCUUUGUGGACUUCGCAUUCCGAGAAGCCCAAGCGCAAAUAUCGGAAGUUGCAAUUGGGAACGAAGCAUCUCCUAAUACAUCAAUACCACACGAAGUCAACUUAUACACGGAGCGAAGAAAAGCCGCCGACGACAAACUACAUGGGUGA